Molecule: messenger RNA, 3075 nt
Organism: Phascolarctos cinereus (koala)
Lineage: Eukaryota; Metazoa; Chordata; Mammalia; Diprotodontia; Phascolarctidae
Gene: SET
Product: SET nuclear proto-oncogene
Biological process (GO): nucleosome assembly
Cellular component (GO): nucleus
Source: RefSeq, a predicted model, not a curated record
AGGUGGUGGUGGUGGUGGUGGACGAGGUAGUGGAGGUAGUGGUGGUGAGGAGGCGGCUCUGAGAAGAGAGGGAGACAGCGUGUGUGAAGGAGCGCCGUCUACGCGUCUCUGAAAGCAGGAGCAGAAGCCUCGGACCGAGGAAGACACUGCCGCCGCCCCUCCCCUUCCCCGCCUCAGGGUCCCCCCCCUUCCCCUCCCCGUCAGGCCGCGCGGAGAGAGCGCCCGAAGCCCCAGGAGGAGGCGGCCGAGGCCCCCCGAGCCCCGAGCGCGCGGACCGAGCGAAGCCGCCCGCCCCGUGUGGUGUGUGAGGUGAAAGGCAGCCGCCCGCCCGCCCCCCCUCUCCCUUCUCUCCUCCCCGGAGCCGGUGAGCGCGGAGAGAGCACCACCAUGUCGGCGCCGGCGGCCAAAGUCAGUAAAAAGGAUCUCAACUCCAACCACGACGGAGCCGAUGAGACCUCAGAAAAAGAGCAACAGGAAGCAAUUGAACAUAUUGAUGAAGUACAGAAUGAAAUAGACAGACUGAAUGAGCAAGCCAGUGAGGAAAUUUUGAAAGUAGAACAGAAAUAUAACAAACUCCGCCAACCCUUCUUCCAGAAGAGGUCAGAAUUGAUCGCCAAAAUACCAAACUUCUGGGUAACAACAUUUGUUAACCAUCCGCAAGUAUCUGCACUGCUUGGGGAAGAGGAUGAGGAGGCACUGCAUUAUUUGACCAGAGUUGAAGUGACAGAGUUUGAAGAUAUUAAAUCAGGUUACAGAAUAGAUUUUUAUUUUGAUGAAAACCCUUACUUCGAAAAUAAAGUUCUCUCCAAAGAGUUUCAUCUUAAUGAAAGUGGAGAUCCAUCUUCAAAAUCAACUGAAAUCAAAUGGAAAUCUGGGAAGGACUUGACGAAACGUUCAAGUCAGACACAGAAUAAAGCCAGCCGGAAGAGGCAGCAUGAAGAACCAGAAAGCUUUUUCACUUGGUUCACUGACCAUUCUGAUGCAGGUGCAGAUGAAUUAGGAGAGGUCAUUAAAGAUGAUAUCUGGCCAAAUCCCUUACAAUACUACUUGGUUCCUGACAUGGAUGAUGAAGAAGGGGAAGGAGAAGAAGAUGAUGAUGAUGAUGAAGAAGAAGAAGGCUUGGAGGACAUUGAUGAAGAAGGUGAUGAAGGUGAAGAAGAUGAAGAUGAAGAUGAUGAUGAGGGAGAAGAAGGAGAGGAGGAUGAAGGAGAAGAUGACUAAUAGAACACUGAUGGAUUCCAAACCUUCUUUUACCUUUUUAAUUUUCUUCAGUCCCUGGGAGCAAGUUGCAGCCUUUUUAUUUUUAUUUUUUUUCUCUUGUGCGCAUUCGCCUUGUUCUCUUGAGGUCUCUUUCCUCUUUACACCAUGGUUCACAACUUUUUUGGGGUGUGGGGGGGAAAUACCUUGAGCAGAAUACAGUGGGAAAAGAAUCUCUACCAGUUUCUGUUCCAAGUUCAUAUUUUUAUCCCUUCCUAUCUCAAAACAAACUGUUUAUGGAAUCAACACACUGUGUUCUGUGGGAAAAAAGAAACCUUCUGCUCCCUUCACACUGCUGGAAGCUGAAGGGUGCUAGGCCCCUGUGUAGUAGUGCAUAGAAUUCUAGCUUUUUUCCUUCUUUCUCUGUAUAUUGGGCUCAGAGAUUACACUGUGUCUCUAUGUGAAUAUGGACAGUUAGCAUUUACCAACAUGUAUCUGUCUACUUUCUCUUGUUUAAAAAAAUGAAAAAACAAAAAAAAAACAUGGGGUUAUAGCAGGUCAGCAAGGGUGGGUUUGAGAUGUUUGGGUGGGUUAAGUGGGCAUUUUGACAACAUGGCUUCUUCUCCUUUGGCAUGUUUAAUUGUGAUGUUUAACAGACAUCCUUGCAGUUUAAGAUGACAGUUUUAAAAUAAAAUUCUCUCCUAAUGAUGACUUUGAGCCCUGCCACUCAAUGGAGAAUCAGCAGAACCUGUAGGAUCUUAUUUGGAAUUGACAUUCUCUAUUGUAAUUUUGUUCUUGUUUAUUUUUAAAUUUUCUUUUUUGUUUCACUGGAAAGGAAGAUGCUCAGUUUUAAACGUUAAAAUGUACAAGUUGCUUUGUUACAAUAAAACUAAAUGUGUACACAAAGGAUUUUGAUGGUCUUCUCUCAGAAUAGACUAUUUCAGACCUCCUUCCCUUCCAAGUCUGACGUAAUUAUUGUUGAACUUUCAGUGUCACCAAAUCUGGCACAUUUGUUUGAUCACUGUUAUGAUGUGCACUUUGCAAAAUUACCUCAGGGCUGUAUGGACUGAUGUACUAGAAUUGAGUCCGAGUCAGCGUGCCAUUGUCCACAGCUGUAAAAUACCUUAAUGUAAGGUGGCUGGAAUUCAUCCUUGAAUUAUGCUAUCAAGUAUAGAGUAGGUCUGGCAAUCAAAAAGCAUUUAUUAGUGUGAUGUGCACACUUAUUUUUACAAAGGAAAUGCAACUGCUUCAUAGAUUGUGAUAUUCUAAUAGAUACAUGGAGUUGAACAGCAAAAAUGUUGCUGUUAGUGCCUCCAGUCAGACAUAUUUGGUGCUAUAGUGUCCAAUUUACAGCUAGAACUGGUGUUGAUCUGUAUUGGUUGGUUUUAUAAAGUGUAUCCGAGGAGAGGAGUAAACCAUCAAUUAAAAGUGGGUGCCUCGGGGUAAGGGAACUCAGGUUAGGUGUACUUAAUUUUGUUUCCUCUAAAUUACCACCUCUUAAGCAAAAAAAGAAUCCAAAUGAAACUAUUUGUUAACCUGGUGAGAUACAGACUAUGCUUUGCUAAAUGCCAUGGUGCAUAUGAACAUUUUUCGAAAGUUGUUGCCUAAUGUGUAGGCUUCUAAUGCUGUAAAAUUUAGUAGCUAAAAGUUUUCUGACACUUAUAUUUUUAAAGAUGUGAGUUCAAGGCUGGCCUGUUAAAAAUGCAAAAGCUUUUUGAUGUAUGAAAUGAUAUAGAGAACUAUUCCAUCAAGAGGCAACUCGUAAUAAAACCUGUUUAGGUGGAUAGAAUGUAAUUUUUCUGCACAGGUCUUUGUGUUUAGUAAUACAUCACUGUGUAAGGUCAGGAAUCUUGCUCCAAUAAAGGAACAUAAAGAUUC